CAACGUCUACCGAUAAUCUUCCAUCGACAAAUAUCUGUUCUUGAUAUAAUUGUUGGCAAAUCUCAAGCAUUAACAUCUCUUCAAUCACGUGGUGUUUAUUUAAUAUUAAAUGGUGUUACAAAUAUUCGUACAAUUGAAACGGAUGUACCAUUAAGAUCACAAGAUGUUCAUGAUCUUGUUAAUCGUACUGAUCCAAUUAUUCGUAAUAUUAAUUCACAUCCAUUAGAAACUCAACAAAAUAUAUCAACAUCAUCAAAACGACCUAUAUUUGAAGUUCAUGUAAUAGCACAUUGUCAGAAAAUGAUAUUUUUUAUAACAAUUAUUUCAACAUUAAAAGCUCAAUAUAAGAUAGCUGUUGCUAAUAUUAGUGGAAUGAAAUCACGUUAUACAAUUGUUAUACAUGAACAUGUUUUACAUUUUUUAAUUAAUAAUAAUCAUGAUCAUCAGCAAUCUCCAACAGUUAGUUCAGAUAAUCAUGUACGAAUUGAUUUUCCUGGAAUACGUUGUUAUGAAAAUUAUUCUAUUCAACAAGAACAAGAAAAUAAGACAAAAGAUCAUUUAAAUCUUCGUACAAAAAUUGGGCUAUGGGUCGACAAUUGUAUGAAAAUUAACAAUGGUGAAUGGCAUCUAUUGGAAGAAUUGAUUAACAAAAAAAGUGAAAAUGAAUCUCGUAUCAAUGAUACAAAUAUUGCUCAACCAGCUUUAUUCGCUAUUCAAGUUGGACUCGCUGCUUUACUUGUCUCAUGGAAUAUUUAUCCUUCAACAAUCGUGUCAUAUAGUGCUGGUGAUCAGGCAGCUGCUUUUGUUGCCGGUCGUCUCACUUUGCAAGGAGCUGUUCGUAUUGUUUAUCAUCGAUCACGUCUUUAA
Molecule: messenger RNA, 867 nt
Organism: Adineta steineri
Lineage: Eukaryota; Metazoa; Rotifera; Eurotatoria; Adinetida; Adinetidae
Source: the annotation of a GenBank genome assembly